UGCCUUUGCAGUCGAACAAAUGUGGCCUACUGAACGCAAACGAAUUAAAGUUUGCUAAAAUUCCGUUCGAGCAUGUCGAAGAUCAAGCGAUAUUUUACAAAAAAGAAGGAGGAGGUCGCCUUCAGGCUUCGACUGCGCAGCGGCAUGGGCCAGGGACGACAGCUGAACGCGGCCCAGCCGUACGCAACGCCCAGCAUUCUGCGGCGCAUCCGGGCUGCCCAUGUGCCGCCCCAGCGCCAGCAGCAGCACGUUGAGACGAGCGCCGCCGCCGCGAAUCUCGUCCUGCUGAGCAUGAUGCGCAAGUAUAGUUGGUCUGAGGCAGCGGCAAGGCCGCAGCGUGAAGCUAUCAAGGUGCUGCCCACCAUGUCCUCGACGGGGGAGCAGCAGGAGCUAGCCUGCGAGGGUGUGUUCUUUCGCUGCCCAGAGCUGAGCACGGAGGUGCUGACCAAGCAAGCGUGGCAGCUGAAGAUCAAGAACAUGCUCCAGCGACAGCUGGAGCACGAACGUGGCCUGGCCGGCUGCCUAAUCAUACGCAAUUGCAAUCCCACGGAGCAGGCCGACGAGUGUCGAGAUGCACUCGUCCAGUAUUUGGAGAACAUUAUCCAGAGUCCAGACCAGGAGCAGUUCUCGAAAAUCCGCAUGUCUAAUACCAUAUUCAAUGACAGGGUGCGUUACGUGAAUGGCGCCCUCGAUGUGCUCCAUGCGGCUGGCUUUGAUGAAGUCGCCAUCAAUGGGCAGCCAUUUCUGGUCUGGAGCAAGGAGCGCAUUGAACUGGAUCUGGACAUACUGGUGGAAACUCUAAAGCACACACAGCCCAUCAAACUAAUAUUGGAUCGCAAACCCAAGGUGUUGCAGCCCGUGCAGGCGAUUCCCGUUCAGCUGCCCGACGACUUCUAUCGCAGGUCGGCGAAGGACACCAUCGAGGGCAGCCAAAUGCCGAUGACCGGGACGAUGCGGCAGUGCAUCUAUAGCCACACCCUGAUACGCAUCAAAUUGCCCAAUGGACUGUAUCUGCAGGGCACCUUCGAUGUCAACGAGAAGGUUUCCGUUAUUUUUGAUUUCGUGCGAUCCUGCCUGUCGGAUGAGACCCUUCCGUUCGACUUGGCGGGCAAACUGAACGCCGGCGACAUGGACAAGACCCUGUACGAUUGCAAGCUGGUCCCAAAUGCCGUGCUGCUCCUUACGGUGCCGGGCCUGGACGAUGCGCUGGCCAUUGGCGUCUCCUUCCUAAAGGAGCAGCUGCAGCAGCAGCAGCAGCAGCUCUUCUAGGGAGUUCCUUUUAUAUUUUUAUACUCCAUUCUACACAC
Molecule: messenger RNA, 1307 nt
Organism: Drosophila virilis
Lineage: Eukaryota; Metazoa; Arthropoda; Insecta; Diptera; Drosophilidae
Product: UBX domain-containing protein 6
Cellular component (GO): cytoplasm
Molecular function (GO): protein binding
Source: RefSeq, a predicted model, not a curated record